This is a messenger RNA of Colletotrichum acutatum, 501 nucleotides long. RefSeq lists its product as uncharacterized. The record is from RefSeq and is a predicted model, not a curated record. The transcript is spliced from 5 exons. The coding region runs from base 1 to 501 and encodes 166 amino acids. NCBI's taxonomy places the organism in Eukaryota, Fungi, Ascomycota, Sordariomycetes, Glomerellales, Glomerellaceae.
AUGGUCAACAUGUUGACAGACCAUGUGGCCGUGUGUGCUAUGGCUCGUUCGGAGAGGUUUGCGGCGGUGGCUGCUGAUGCUCGUGGUUAUGAUGCCGGUGGUGGUGGUGUCGGUAGCCCAGGGUCCAGGGGGGUUGUAUGUAAGAGGUUGAAUGUUCACCAGAUGUUGCAACUUGCGAGGCCACUGGGGAUGGAGGAGACUGGAGACCCAAGAGAGAAAGGAAGUAUCCGUAUCCGUAACCAGGCCUUGAAUGGCGAGGUGGCACCUCACCAAAGACACACGGCACGUUGCGCCCUAGCGCUGCGCCAGCGAAACGGAGGCGGAUAUGCAGUGUCGUCCGUCUCCGGCGGACAUUUGAUGGGUGCUCGUUCAAUUUUGCCGCAAACCAUGGCUUCGCAGAUUCGCCAAAGUAUCCAACUCGGCAACUCUGCGGAUACGGAGGCUCUCCCAACGAAGAAGUCGCAGUUGUACCAAUUCAUCGGGGGUCAGAGUCUUGUCUAG